AUGAACUCUGACUCGUUUGUGUCUGUUUUGAAUCUGCAGAUCUCGACAGGGAAGAAGUCGGCGUUCAGACGUCACCUGGCUACCAAACAGAUCUUGAAGCAGAAGCGGGUUCACGUCAGAGUGGAACCAGAGAUACAGGCGCUUGGAGUUGAAGAUGAGGUAUGCUCCGCCGAUCUCGAGGUUGGUCUGGCUAAGUGCUCUGGUUUGCGGCAAAGUGAAGAACUGGGUCUCGCCUUCAAAGAGGCACUCGCUGUCGUCCAGGUCGUGCAGACUGAUCAUCAGCGGAUACAAGUAGGCAGAUAG
Messenger RNA from Ogataea philodendri, 303 nucleotides. RefSeq lists its product as uncharacterized. Lineage: Eukaryota; Fungi; Ascomycota; Pichiomycetes; Pichiales; Pichiaceae. The transcript has 2 exons. The record is from RefSeq and is a predicted model, not a curated record. The coding region runs from base 1 to 303 and encodes 100 amino acids.